AACUGAAUAGUGUUUUGUUCUCUGUUCCAGAGAAUUGUGUCAUGAUUAUUCAUUACCUUGUUUCUGUUUAUAUUUUGACUUUAGUAGAGAAUUACUUACAAUGCAUGGAAACCCAAAGAUAUUUAACAAAAUGAAAUAAAUCAUAAAAAUGAGAAGAGAAGCUCACUGUACAGGAAAUGCCCUUUGAUUGUAUAUUCUGAAGUAACCAAUCAGACGCAUUUGACAUUCAUGAUCUCCCCACCUCCCCCAGUUACUACAGGAUAUUUUUUCUGAACGAAGACACUGUCACCAUGACUCUGUUAUGGCUCAUAUUGUUACUUCUUCAUCAAGGCUAUGCAUCAGUUCCAGUGGUCACAGCUGAAGUUGGUCAAUCUGUGACUUUGACAUGUGAGUUUAAUAUGAAAUAUCAGAGCAACACAUGGAUUUACUGGUAUAAGCAAAGUGCUGGGGAUACUCUGAAUUUAAUCGUAAUGCAGCAGCGAACAACAACCUCAACCUAUGGAUCACAAUUCGAUGCUUCAAGAUUCAAUGUAGCAAACACCGGGGACAGCAGCAUUCUUAAAAUUUUCAAAACAGUUCAACAAGAUGAGGGAAUGUAUCACUGUGCUCAAAGGGAUACACUUGAAUCUACAUGGAAUGGGACUUAUUUAUCAAUUAAAGGAUAUAAGAGGACAUCAAACUACACUGUUGUUCAGCAGCCAACGACCUCUGGUUCCACCCGUCCAACUGGCUCCGAGACUCUGCAGUGUUCGGUCCUCUCCGACUCUGAGAACGCAACCUGUUCAGGAGAACCCAGUGUGUUCUGGUUCAGAGCCAGAUCAGAAAAGUCUUUUCCUGACAUGAUUUACAUUGAUGGAAAAAGAUCCGAAAACUGUGACAAAACAUCUGACUCUCAAAAGAAAUGUUUUUAUAACUUGUCUAAGAAUAUCAGCUCCUCUGAUGCCAAGACCCUCUCCUGUGCUGUGGCCACAUGUGGACAGAUAUUAUUUGCAAAUAGACUGAACCUUAAAAAUGGUAAAACAGAUGAAAACAACAUGCUGAUGGUCACAAUAGUCACAAUAAUCUGUUUGGUCAUUUCUGUAAUUUGUAAUAUUGUCUUCAUUUUCUUUCGAAUACAAAGAUCAGCAUGUCAACGAGUUAAAGAAAGCUCUUCCUCACCAAAAAGAAACAACUUUAGCCAAAUGGAAAAUGAUACUGAAGCUGGACCUGAUCUGAACUACGCUGCGUUACAUUUAUCUGAUGGCAAAAGAUCAAGAGGGAAGAAAAAGAGAGAGUUGAUGACUGAAGAAAGUGUGUAUUCACAGGUUAAAGGAUCAGCUUGAAAGUGAUGUAUGCCAGCUUUCACUGAAAACCUCACUUCUGACAUGAAAGAGCAUACUGUUGCUAACACACAAAAGUUGUGAAUUCAAGUAAAACUUUGAUAGAUGA
This is a messenger RNA of Xiphophorus couchianus (Monterrey platyfish), 1428 nucleotides long. RefSeq lists its product as uncharacterized. Gene Ontology annotation, biological process: cell surface receptor signaling pathway. The transcript is spliced from 6 exons. Gene Ontology annotation, cellular component: plasma membrane. The record is from RefSeq and is a predicted model, not a curated record. Bases 291 to 1322 code for a protein of 343 amino acids. Lineage: Eukaryota; Metazoa; Chordata; Actinopteri; Cyprinodontiformes; Poeciliidae.